Messenger RNA from Gamsiella multidivaricata, 1445 nucleotides. RefSeq lists its product as uncharacterized. Lineage: Eukaryota; Fungi; Mortierellomycota; Mortierellomycetes; Mortierellales; Mortierellaceae. The transcript is spliced from 9 exons. The coding region runs from base 318 to 1346 and encodes 342 amino acids. The record is from RefSeq and is a predicted model, not a curated record.
ACUCUCUCUCCAGUUCUCAAACGCUCUCCCCAUCCCACCUUUCGCAUUCAGAACAACGCGGAUUCUUUUUUUCCUACCACCAUCAACUAAAGCAUCGCAAAAAAAGGAAGAAAAAAAAAGGGAUGCAGAACGGAGGAUUCAACGACAAGCUUCGGAAUCUCGAGGAUUCUGCACGCCGGUUGGCCUCGACAGAUUUCUCAGCACCCCGACUCUUCUCAUCCCUCCUCCUUGAGAACCAGGCUGUGCCCGUCAGGAACGCAAAAUCGUUCGAACAAAAACUGUUUGUACCGAAUGCAACCGAUAUCGUCAGAAAGUAAAUGGCUAUCAAGACACGGGAGGGCGCGAGUGAAUUCGAGACGACGAUCGAACUGGCUUUAGCAUUGAACGAGAUUUGCCAAAACCCCGAUGUCCAGGGACGAUUGGAACAGGUCCGUACCGCAUAUGUGGAUGUCGUAAAGUGCAUCAACGAUCUCAACGCAAAACUUGCCGAGCUGGAAGAGUCCAAUUCCGCAAGCGAGACACAGGAUCCAAUAGUGCAGGAAGAGGACGAGGUCAUGGCGGCAAUCAUUCGUGAGGAAGGCGAGAUCUUUGCAUUAGAGGAGAUGCUCAGAGAAAAGCGCAAGCUGCUCAAUCAUAUCCAAAAUGAGCUUGAUGGCCUUGGCGAAGCUCCGGAAUCCGAACUCAUGGAUGAGGACAAAACCAUUGUCGAGGAUGAUCCAGAGCUGGAAGCGGAGACUGCGAAAUGGAAAUUGGAGAUUGAAGAGCUGGACAAAGAGAUUGAGGAGCAACGGAGAAAGGAGGAAGAGCAGCUGCGACAAUACGAGGAAUUACAGCAGGAAAGCGAUGAAUUGAAUGCAAUGGUACAGGACACACAGAGCACCGAGGAAGAACUCGCAAGUCCCAACUUUGAUGAGAUUAAAAGCUUACUGGAAAAGGCCAUGAAUCAGGAGGGAGACGCUAUUAUACAACCAGAGGGGCUCAAAGAGUCGUAUCUGAGGCUGGAGAGACUUCUUGAUGGCCUGGAAAGGUGUCAGAGGCACAUCGUGAACCUGGACGUGCUGCAGCAAAUCAGUUCGACACUCAUCGACACCUGUGCUGAUCCCGCCACUUCAAAUUUCGACCCGCCCCUCCAGGACUCGGUGAUUCUGGCCGCGCGGACACUCCAAUUGAUCAAGGAGGCAGGAGGAGUCAUUUCACUGCAGGAUCUCAAGGAACAGAUCACUCAAGAGACUGUGGAGCGGAAAUUGGACGAGCGCUUGGGUGUGCAGGCUGUCUAUGGACUAGUCGCCUCACAUCUCAUCCAGAUCGAUCGCAGCAAGAAGCCCAACCUCGUUUCGUUUGCCUGAACACUUGAUACCUGCGUCUUUCGGUCUUUCGCUUCCCUUUGCCCCCCUCUCGGUUCUUCAAGGCUGGACCUGUAUAUAGAUCAUUGAGCGAAAGGAAGG